Ceraceosorus guamensis is the source of this 615-nucleotide messenger RNA. RefSeq lists its product as hypothetical. NCBI's taxonomy places the organism in Eukaryota, Fungi, Basidiomycota, Exobasidiomycetes, Ceraceosorales, Ceraceosoraceae. The record is from RefSeq and is a predicted model, not a curated record. The transcript has 3 exons. The coding region runs from base 1 to 615 and encodes 204 amino acids.
AUGCUGCUCGUACAAUCGCUCCCAAUCUUGGCUUUGGCCGCCACUGCGACUUGCAUGCCGCAAUUCGGCCUUCUCGCGGACCUCUUUCCGCGCGCUAAUCCAAAGAAUGAGCCUCCAGUCACAGACACAACCGUCGACGUGCUGCGCGUUGCGCUGGACGGUGCUUGCACUGGCAACCCUCGCGCAGUGAGGGAUGCGUGGGUCAAACAAAUCGACGAGGCAGACGUCCAAAAACAUCGCAUCACGCUGGACAAGCCCGUCGUGACGCAAACGCUUUAUUCGCUGCACUACGUCAGUUAUAUUUCCAAACUCAACAAGGACUUCGACUUUACCCGUGAGCAGGCCGACCACAUCUUCGAAAAGAUGACUGCGGUUGGCUACGACGAUCUCAACGCUGCACUGCUCGACAAGACGCGCCUCGAGAAAGCGCAUGCUCUCAAGCUCGACCGGCAGAUCCAUCACAGCGUUGGCAACUUGUAUCGCAAUUGGACCGCCUUUCUCGACGAGCAGUAUCCUGGAAUCGAGCCGACGUGGCCCAGCAAGAUUGUCUUUAAAGAGGUCGUCGAUCGCAUCAAAGCCAAGUUGCUUGAGAUUAUUCGCGCAUACAGGCCCUAA